Messenger RNA from Fusarium coffeatum, 1020 nucleotides. RefSeq lists its product as uncharacterized. Gene Ontology annotation, molecular function: nucleic acid binding. The transcript has a single exon. NCBI's taxonomy places the organism in Eukaryota, Fungi, Ascomycota, Sordariomycetes, Hypocreales, Nectriaceae. Bases 1 to 1020 code for a protein of 339 amino acids. The record is from RefSeq and is a predicted model, not a curated record.
AUGCCACCUCGUCUUACUGAUGGACAGCGUGAUCAGAUUCGGGUCAUGUCAGCAGAUGGAGAACUCAUUAACAAAAUAGCUCAAGUCGUCCACUGCACCCCCCGUACCGUCCGAAACGUGCAAGCCAACAUCGUGCGCUAUGGAACCACGACAGCGCCUGCGAAUCGAACCGGCCCCGACCCAAAGAUAACACCGUUCAUGCAAGAACGGCUCUGUGAAGCACUCGUCGAUGAACCUGAGAUGGUAAGCCGUAAGAUGAUCUCGUUUCUCUACAAAGAGUUUGGUGUAGAAGUGUCGCCUUCAACCAUCACCCGGACGUUGCAAAAGAUCAAGUGGACUCGUAAAAACACCCGCCGUGUUGCAAAGCAGCGGGACCCCGAACUGCAGCAUUACUAUAAUUAUAGACUGAAGCUAGGCGGUUUCCGAUCCUACCACUUAAUAUUUAUUGAUGAGUCGGGCAUGGAUAAAACCGUCGGACUCCGACGAAAGGGAUGGGCCCCCAAAGGUAUUACGCCCAGGCAAACAGCUACGUUCCAGCGGGAGGAGAGGUAUCAAGUUCUGUCUGCCUAUACACAGAGAGGCAUCAAGCUGUCGCGUGUCUAUCGGGGCUCUACUGACACCGAGACCUUUGUGGACUUCAUAAAGCAACUACUUUGUCACUGUAACAAAUGGCCAGAGCCGGAAUCUGUCCUCGUCAUGGAUAAUGCUACAAUUCACUGUUCCAAAGAGAUCGAAGAGAUGUGUGAGAGGACAGGCGUGAAGCAGGUCUUCACAGCACCAUACACACCUGUCACAAGCCCAAUAGAGGAGCAUUUCGCGGAGCUAAAAGCGUAUGCAAAGGUGCGGUGGGACGAGCACAUCGAUCUCAUUCAGAGAGACUUUGGCGCGUACAUCAAGUCCUGUGUCGUUGCCGUUGGUGGACGACAAGAUAGUGCUGAAGGACACUUCAGGAACGCUGGCUUGACGGUUGAGCAUCCUCCUAGUUCAGGUUGUACAGAUAACGAUGAUCAAUUGAGGUAG